Molecule: messenger RNA, 5277 nt
Organism: Carassius auratus (goldfish)
Lineage: Eukaryota; Metazoa; Chordata; Actinopteri; Cypriniformes; Cyprinidae
Product: POC1 centriolar protein homolog B-like
Exons: 12
Coding region: 547-2010 (487 amino acids)
Biological process (GO): cilium assembly
Cellular component (GO): ciliary basal body; centriole
Molecular function (GO): protein binding
Source: RefSeq, a predicted model, not a curated record
GGAUACAACUCUGCAGUGACAGAGCCGUUGGCCGUAUUUAUUUAUUACAAGCUUUUGCUUAUCCAUAUGGUUUUUUUUUUACAUUUAUUUUUUCUGAAGACAUUUGUUUGUAAUAUUUGCCUGGGAUAUGCAACUCUAUGACUCUACAGAUAGUAUAAUCUUCGCAAGACAAGCUUGCAAAUUUUAGAUUUAAUCCCAACACGCCUUCUGUUGCACUGUGAGGUUGGGCUACACUUGCGUCUUCCAUUGACAUUAACGCAGACGUUAAUAUGUCUAAAUUAGUGUUUUAUCAGCCAAAACAGCGCUGUAUAACGUACAUGUAAAUAGUUAGACACGAAAGAUUUUUGAGUUAAUUUCUCGAUAUUCUGCUUCUCUAGCCUGGCGCUGACUCGAUGAUUCUGAGCGUGAUUUGUUUGGUCUGGGUAAAACGCGGCUUGUUUGACAAUCUGGGAAGUGGCUCAACAUGAACCAGUUUCACUUAUUUACUUCGAAAUCCAAGACCAAACUGUACCAAUUUCAGAGACUUUUUUGACUUUUACAAGAAUAAUGGCGUCUGUAAUGGAAGAUCCCACGCUUGAAAGACAUUUUAAAGGUCACAAAGAUGUUGUGUCCUGUGCCGACUUCAGCCCCAAUAAUAAACAGCUUGCUACUGGAUCCUGUGACAAGAACCUUAUGAUCUGGAACCUCACUCCUAAAGCCAGAGCAUUCAGGUUUGUGGGUCACACAGAUAUCAUAACAGGUGUCCAUUUUUCUCCAAGUGGUUCCUUGGUGGCAUCUUCAUCCAGAGAUCAAACAGUUCGACUGUGGACGCCCAGCAUAAAGGGCGAGUCGACUGUGUUCAAAGCUCACACAGCGAGCGUUCGAAGCGUUCAGUUCUCCAGCGAUGGCCAAAGGCUGGUCACGGCUUCAGAUGACAAGUCUGUGAAAGUGUGGGGUGUCGAAAGGAAGAAAUUCCUCUAUUCUCUCAACCGGCACACCAACUGGGUGCGCUGUGCGAGGUUUUCUCCAGAUGGUCGUCUUGUUGCUUCCUGUGGUGAUGACAGGACGGUUCGCCUCUGGGAUACAUCCUCGCGUCAGUGCAUCAACAUUUUCACAGACUACGAAGGGUCAGCAACGUUUGUGGACUUCAAUUCUAGUGGCACGUGCAUUGCAUCAUCAGGAGCGGACAACACAUUGAAAAUCUGGGAUAUUCGUACAAACAAAUUAAUACAACAUUACAGAGUUCAUAGUGCAGGGGUCAACUGCUUUUCCUUUCAUCCAUCCGGAAACUAUCUGAUCAGCGGUUCAAGUGACAGUACAAUGAAGAUCUUAGACUUGCUGGAGGGGAGGCUCAUUUACACCCUUCACGGCCACAAGGGUCCAGUGCUGGCUGUGGCGUUCUCUCGAGACGGAGGUCUGUUUGCUUCAGGAGGUGCUGAUUCUCAGGUUCUGAUGUGGAAGACCAACUUCGAUUCACUGAAUUACAGAGAUCUGUUGAGCAGGCACAGCAAACGAGUCACUCCGGAUCCACCUCCACACCUGACGGACAUUUACCCUCGAGCACCUCACCCACACAAUGCUCAGAAUGGCACAGUAGAGAUUAAUCCCAUUGUUGCUGAUACUCAGUCUGGUGACCCUCAGGUGGUUGAAGUGGGACGUGUUCUUUUCUCCACAGCGGAUGUAAGAAGCCAUGACAGAGCAACAAGUGGCAGAGAACAGCCCAUCUCAGGUCCAUUUCGAACUCGUAUGCGACACAGAGAAGAGGAGGAUGAAGACCAAGAAGAAAGGUUUGCUGGCAGCAUGACAGCAUCUAGAGAGGAGCGUUCGGGUAUCCCAUCGAGCAUUACUAGCACUCUGGAGAACAUUGUGCAGCAGUUGGACAUCCUGACCCAGACGGUUGCCGUCCUCGAGGAGCGACUUACUCUGACUGAAGACAAAUUGAGGACAUGCUUGGACAACCAGGUCCUGCUUCUGCAACAGAGACAGCAAGUGGAUGGGUCAGACGAGGAAGCCGAGGGUCCGUCUGUGUGAGGGAUACCCAACCACGGUGGUCCUCACUUCAGUGGUAACUUCCUCUGGCCUGCAGUAGAGGACAUGCCAAAUCCCUCUUUUUUUAUUCUUUAGCUUAAAGACUUCCAGCUGUGUCAUUCCGAGUAAGAACAUUGGACUUAACAAUGCAAAAAAAAAAAAAAAGGACACAAGAUGAAAAGACACAAAGCAGGGUAAGGGAGGGGCUUGAGGGGAUUUGAGGGGUCAUACAGCAUUCUCACCCAAAAGUCAUGUUAAGAGGACAGCUGCAGCUAAGACAACAUCCCGGUCAUGUUUUGACAGCUGCAAGCAAGACAUCAGGAAAGAGACUGAUAGAACAGACAAACAUGCACAGAUUUUUACAGUAUCAGGAUUGGGUUGUGUCUGCUGCAUCACAUGUAUUAUGUAAAUAUAGACCAUUAUGAAUGAAUUACAGUCUCUGGUGUGAUUAAGUCCCAGGCAGCAUGAAUGGUUUGUGCAUGUAAGGCCAUGUAAGUGUCCUCAGAGACACUUGCAGCCUUGUUUACUCUUUCUCAAUCAGCCGCAGCCUUGUGGUUUUCCUCUGGGUGGAGGUCAGACGGAAGCAGGGAGCCAAUCGACAGAAGGCCCAGCGGUUCUUGUUUGCUUUUUUGCAUACCGCAUCUUUCUUUGUUUGGCAGCUCUGCUAAACUCUUCCUGACAGGCUUACAUAAAAACAAUGCAUCCAAAUGGUGGUGAAAACAAAUAAUUUAGACCAGUUUCCCAAAGGAAAAAAAAAGACGUGGCUGGCAUGCUUUAUGAACUAUAUGUGCUAGAGUCAUUGAGUUUUAGGGUCUACCAUUACAGUGGACAGAUGAUUAAAAGCCAAUUUUAGCCAUUCAGAUUGUGAUGUUACAAACCACUCUGCUUGAUUGGAUAUAUGCUUUUUCAUUUUCAUUAAAAGGUUCAAAUUAUACAUAAAGAAUUUGUCAUAAACAAAAAAAUGCAAUAUGUGACUGUUGUUGUUGCUACAAAUUACAGCCGAACUUCUCUAACCACUUCCUCUGUGUCUCGUACAGACUGCAGGUGUGCUUGUGACCUCUCUGUGCAUAACACAAGCCCUUUGUCUCUGGUGGGGCGCCAAAAAAGGGCUAGAGCAACCAACUCAUGAACAAAGAGAAGAUAAUCGAAACGAAUGCAUGUGUGCCUGUGUAAAAGCAGUUGUGUUAGGCUGCCUGCUUGUGCAUGUGCCGUGUUUAUGGAUUUGUGCACAUGCAGGUUCUUGCAAGACCCACAUAUGGUAAAGUGGUUGCUUGCUUACGAGGCAAGGGAAGGUAAACAUUAUCUUUAGCUCCCCAACAGACAUCAGAGGACUAGGACUUCUUCCUGUUAGCCAGGCCUGGUUGGCAUUGAAUCAGAGUACUUUGAGAAAAUUCCCUCUGACCUUUUGUUCAAGAAAAAAAAAAGAAAAAAAGAAUAAAGAUGGAGUAAUGGAAAAGAGCUUUCUCAUAUUGUUUCUGCAAUGACACCUGCAAAGGAAAAAAAAAAACACCUUGCUCCAUUUUUUUUAAUUUAGGGGAACGUCUGUUGAGAGGUUUUCCCUUUCAACAAAUAUAGAUAGGGGCGGAAAGUUUAAAGAUAGGUAUACACCUGUUGUGGGUCGGAGACCUUACUGAAGUGAAAGUUUCCAAACUGGUGAGAGAAACCCUGGUUGGAGCAACCCAGCGUUAAAGAAGACGCUUGGAAAGCUGCUUGGCCAAUCAAAUUUGGUGGCCAGAAUUAUUUGCUGUUUCAAAUCAUUUUGGUCAAUAUGGCUGAAUUUGAUUCACUUAUUUUUACAUUAGUUAUAAUUCCCUCAUGCACUUAUCGUGAAAUCUGUUGCUCGAGUCAGGACCUUUAAAACACUCGUUCUUAUUCACAUCUGUGUUUUAAAGCACCCUCACACCUGUUUCUUUUUUCUUUCUUUUUUUUUUUUCUUGCUUCCAAAGACAGAUGGCUUCGCCCCUUUCUUGUUUAUUUUUGGCUGGAACCUAAAGUAGUUCCAACCUCACGUGGCAUAUUAAGAUUUGAAAUAAUUAUUGUCCUCUAAAAUAACUUCAAACAAAACAUCAAAACAACAGACAGAAUCAAAAAUCAAAACUUUAAUGACUAGCUAUCCAUCCAUCCAUCUCAAAAAUCAAAACUUAAAUGACUACCUAUUCAUCCAUCUAUCCAUCUAUCUCAAAAAUCUAAACUUUAAUGACUAGCUAUCCAUCCAUCUAUCUCAAAAAUAAAAACUUAAAUGACUAGCCAUCCAUCCAUCCAACUCAAAAUUAAAACUUAAAUGACUAUCCAUCAUCCAUCCAACUCAAAUAUUAAAACUUAAAUGACUAUCCAUCCAUCCAUCUUUCUAUCUGUAAGUAAUAAUUAAGAUCCAAAUUAAUAUUAGUGUUGUACCUUAAUCUGAUCUUUAUAAUUAUAUUUCUAAUCAUUAUUAUUUUUGAAUAAUUAAAAGCCUGUGGAGAAAUUCUAUGCAUGAUAAAAACUGUGACACAUUCCUAGUGCUCGCUGUUAUGAAUAACUGAGUAUUUGCACUAUUUUUAUCACAGCUGAUGGAAUCUUGUAGGUGUUUGCAAAAGAGUUGAGUCUGAAAAUUUGCAUUGGAAAUUAGGAUGGAAUGAUGAAUGAAAAACAAUGGCUUGGGUUAACAUACUGUUAAAGUGUCAAAAUCUCCUUAAAUAGAGAGGUAUUUUAAAAGGUGUGAUGGGCUAAUAACCUCCCACCCAGUUACUUUCCUCCUUUGCUUUAGAAAAAAAGUAUUUCCUGCUAACCGAAAACCCCCUGUGCUCUUAUCUCAAACUGUUUUUUUUUUAAGCCCAACGCCUUUUGAAGUCACACAUUUGCACAGCCUGUAGCAAAUCCUUUGACCCCAAGUGUGUUUGAGUUUUCUUUGAUUAAAUAACACAGGGAAGGAACCUGAUGUUUUUUCUGAAGAGAGAUGUCAAGUUCAAAGGACACAGAGGUGUGUUGAUUACAACAGCUGCACUUAAUAAAAUAUCAGAGGAACAUGAAAAGAGAACAAAAGAGUGUGUUUUGGUUUCACACCAAAAAGGUUUUGUUGUUGUUGUGUUUUAAAUUGAAGUGGUUAGUAAAGAUGUUUUACACAUUAUGUCUGUCUUUUUUGCUUUUUUUGAAAUGUUUUGUCUAACUAGGUCUUUUUAUUCACCCACAAGUGCCAUUUGUGUGGGAAGUUGUUGUAGUUGGUGAGUUUUCAUACCAUUUGUUGUGAUUUUCCAAAUAUUGUUUCUGAUUAAAAAAAAAAGAGGAGUCAAA